AUGCACUUCAACGCCGACCUCGACAGAGCCCUGGACGAGCUCGCCGUGCUCCCGCCGCAGAGUUUAGCACAGAUUCCAACGCUGCGGAAGAUCCACGCGCGGUUGCGCGACGCGAAUUGUCCGGACGUACUCACGCAAGCGUGCGUCGACGAGCGCGAUUUCCAUGCCCCACCGUGUGCGGCUGACGUCGAUCGAUUGCACGAAAUCUUCGACGCGUGCGCGCGAGGAGGGACGCCGAGCGCGGCGACGCACUACGCGGAGGAGGUGUGCGGCGAUAGUCAGGCAACGAGCGACGACGCGACGGAAGCGUACGUAAGAGACGGACGAUGCGUGUUGGACUGGGUGGAAAAGAGUUUGAGACGAGCGGAGAGCACUUUAGACGCGGGCGGGGGACGGGAGGAGAGCGCAGAGGCGUGCGCACGGACGCUGGACGCGUGCGCGAGGGCGGCUGAGGCGUUGGGAGCGGACGCGAGCGGUAAGGGCGCGAUUGGUGGGUCCGAGGAGACGAAGCGGUUACAGAAAGUUCGCGACGCGGUGGUGUGUCGAGAACUGCAGUGCGAGGCGGUACUGUGGGCGGCGAGGGAAGGUAUGAGUGAUGCAGGAGGCAGGCAUGGUGGACCGGCGGCUUGGGCGGGCGCGGUGCAGAGACGACGCGCGGCGACGUCGCCGGGGACGACCUUCUUGGACGAUUUACUCGCGGGUGUGGGUGAGCAUAGACCGGCGUAUCCGUUCAAGUCGAUCGCGGAGGCGGCGAAGAGCAUCUUUGUCGACGGAAGCGCGGGGCCGGCAGCGCUCCUGGCCAAGCGCUGUUUGUUUCUGUACUUUUUGCUCGAUUCGGGUCUUCCGCACGACGGAUCACCGAUGGAGUACGCGCGACGCGCGAGAAUUCAUCCGCGACUGUACCAGGAAACGCGCGCGGCGGUGUUGCUCGACGAUUUCGAGAGCGAGGCGGCGCUCGACGAGGCGUGUGAAAUCUUGCCUCGAGUGGCGCAUCCCCUCCUUCCGGUCAAGUUCAUCGCGAGCUUGGCGAAUCGACAACGUCCCACCACGGCGUUGAUGGUUUCGCGAGCUCGCGGUGCGUUGACGUCGUCGCCUAACGCGGAGACGAUGAGUCUAGAGGUUUCCAUUCGUCUUGCGUGCGGUCUCAUCUCUGAGGCGUUUCUGUGCGUCAGAGACGCCUUCAACGCGUUCCCAGAACUUCGAGAAUCCAAGGCUGGGACGCACUUGGUACGGUUGCUCUUGGAUCACGGCGUUGAGAAACUAUGCCUGGAACAAGUGCUCGCACUUCCAUUCAACGACGCGACGGAAAAACUUUUGCUCGACCUCCUGUGGGACCGACGAGAGGAUAUCCCGGUCGAGUUCGGCAUUGUUUAUCUCCUGAACCGCGGUCGUCCGCUCGAGGCAGCGGGUCUGUUCUCGCGCGCACGAAAUGAGGGGCGUCUUGUGGACGAGCGCGCCGGAAAGUUGGAGGCACGCUUACAAGAGUGCUUGGCACGAUUGCCGAUCCCGCAAAAGGCGCUCGUGGCGGACAUCGGAGGCGCGUUGUUUGCCGACGCCGCGAUACCUCGCGAUCUCGUAGUCGAUCGCGCGAACGACGGAGACUUGAACAAAACAGCGAACGCAAUGGCGCUCGCGGACGAAAAGAGAGAGUUCCAAGCCGUUUUACGCGGAAAGCCUGGAACCGAGGGCGAGAUUCCGUUUUUGAAGCCGCCUGUCGAGCUGGCGCAGAAGGCGCGCGCAUCGUCGCUCGAUCAAGCGACGUCCAUGCUCGCUUCGGCGUCCAUUCUUGGAAGUCCGGGGCGACCGUUGACGUUCGUUCGACCGCACGAACCGAGCGAUGCACCGUCGUCACCCGCGACGAUGCUCCCGACGACCAAGUCUGGCUUAAAAGUUCCGGAAUCGACGCCAUACGCGUCACCCUUCGGCGCCAUCCCGGUCCGUCGUCCCGCGCACGCCGACGCAUCGACAACGACAACGAUGCCCAAACCGAGCGCCCCCGGAAGUCUUCUCUUCGGCGCGCAGCGUCCGCUCACGGGGAAAUCAUCCUUCCCGGCGUUUCUCUCGCCGACGCCGCGCAAAGCGACGCGCGCGUGGACGACGGACCGUCCGACCCCCGGUUCGACCGCCACCCAAGCCUCGCCCGCGCGCAGAAGUUCUCGACUCGCCGAUCGCACCGCGGACGCGUAG
This is a messenger RNA of Ostreococcus tauri, 2187 nucleotides long. RefSeq names its product ELYS-like domain. NCBI's taxonomy places the organism in Eukaryota, Viridiplantae, Chlorophyta, Mamiellophyceae, Mamiellales, Bathycoccaceae. The transcript has a single exon. Gene Ontology annotation, molecular function: ubiquitin-protein transferase activity. The record is from RefSeq and is a predicted model, not a curated record. The coding region runs from base 1 to 2187 and encodes 728 amino acids. Gene Ontology annotation, biological process: protein ubiquitination.